This is a messenger RNA of Cydia amplana, 1889 nucleotides long. RefSeq lists its product as uncharacterized. The record is from RefSeq and is a predicted model, not a curated record. Gene Ontology annotation, molecular function: growth factor activity. Gene Ontology annotation, biological process: hemocyte migration. NCBI's taxonomy places the organism in Eukaryota, Metazoa, Arthropoda, Insecta, Lepidoptera, Tortricidae. Gene Ontology annotation, cellular component: membrane.
CCCAUGUCUAUAGAUCUUUCCAAAUCUCGCAUGGGAUCUGGUCCCGCGCAACGUGCGGGCCAUGUGCCCGUCCGGCCAGUCCUCCGCCGCUCGCCGCGCCGCCAUGCCGCGUGCUACGCUCAUGCUGCUCCUGUGCGCUCUUGCGCGCGCCACUAUCAUCGCCGAUCAGCCCACCCUCUCUGAGCGCCUCCAAAAACUUUACGAGAAACUCGACAAUUUCUCGCUGAAAACAACCGAACCGUCUCUUGACCGUAUAGGAAAGCUGUAUGAGAAUCCAGUAAAACCCUCCCCGAGCACUCAACGGAUCGAUAAGUUGUACGAGAAGCUGGACCGCCUGAAUUCUUUGACGCCGGACGAAAGUAAUCAGAAGUAUCUGUCGGAUGACGAUGAGGAGCUGUUGGAUGCUUUGCAGGAGUGGGGGAUGCUGGACGACGACGUCGGCGCAGAGGCGAGAUACCUGCAACGGCUCAAGUCGGACGACGGAGACUAUGACGAUGAGGAUAUAGACAUCGAAGAUGACUACGCCAUGGACGACAGUGAAGACCUGGAUCCAGAUGAGCGGGAGGGCACCACCGCUAAGACCGUGAGGUUCCCAACCCCGUCGGCUCUGAACCGCCUGGAAAGGCUUGGGACUGCCUUUUCAGCCUUGUCUGUAGUAAGCGACACCAGGUCUUUGGCCGGAGAUAGUCCUCAGAUCGUCGAGUUGGAAAAUGUGGUGUCGGCGGUGGACAGCAUAGCCGCUACUAAGGAGAGACCCAGGAUUUUAGACGAUACAUCGCUGACGAAACAAGAGCAAGCGGGUGUAGCGCGAGCAGCACGCGCGUAUUUGUCGGCAAUGGUGCCGCGCGGCAAGUGCAUCACGCCGCAGCCUCGGUGGUUGUCCGUGCGGCACAUGGCCCCCGCAUCUGACACCCUGUACGUAUGACAAGAGCAAGCGGGUGUAGCGCGAGCUGCACGCGCGUACUUGUCGGCAAUGGUGCCGCGCGGCAAGUGCAUCACGCCGCAGCCUCGGUGGUUGUCCGUGCGGCACAUGGCCCCCGCAUCUGACACCCUAUACCGGCCAACUUGCGUGCUGCUCCACCGCUGCGCCGCCGACACGGGCUGCUGCCACAACGAGGAGCAGGUCUGCGCGCCCGUGGAGGGCCAGUACGUCAUUAUCCCCCUCUACUUAAGAAAACCAAGUGGGCUCAUGGUAGCGCGCAUGCAGUUCUUCAACCACACCCGCUGCGCCUGCGUUUCUCAAGAGACAUUGCAGACUGUCCCACGGGCAUCUCGUCGGCACUUUCAAGAGAACCACAGCCAGGGCCAGGAGAACCAUAAUCUUAAUCAGGAGAAUACCAUCCAGGACAGGCAAGACAAGCGCCAGGUCGGACCGCUAGAAGCGAGAGAAAGACGGGGAGAGGUGGAAAGCACGAGUGCGAGCGCGAGCCAGAGUGAUUGGCCCACGCAAGAGCCGAAGCAGGAAAGCGAGACCGCUGCGCCACCACAGCUAAAAAGAUGCACCUGCCCGACAUUGUUCCUGGCACGCGCGUCCGACGCGGGCUGCGUGUGCGUGUGCGACUGGAAGGACUUGCAGCGCCGGCGCGACUGCAUUUCACUCUCCCGCGGACGCGAGCACUUUGGUUUGCGAGACCGAGUCUGCGUGGGCACUGGCGAUUGCAACUCGCCCACUUGCGAAUACGGCGCGUAUGAGAGGAACUUUGGAAGGUGCCCCCUUAAGAGGUUUAGGAGGGGCAGGUUUAAGCCCGGGAAGUACUUAGACAGAACGUUGACGGGAAGUUAGAUAUUAUUCACAUAUUAUUAUUGAGUUUUUUCAAGUGUCCGUCUAAUACCAGUAAAUAAGGAUUAAAAUGUUGUAUUAAAACCAAACAUUUUUAUAAAUCAUGGCU